Symbiodinium sp. CCMP2456 is the source of this 397-nucleotide messenger RNA. NCBI's taxonomy places the organism in Eukaryota, Dinophyceae, Suessiales, Symbiodiniaceae. The record is from the annotation of a GenBank genome assembly.
GUUCUCGGAAGCCCGUGAGAGCAUCGCGGCUGCUCUCAGUCGGGGCUUCGAUGCCACCCCUAUGCUCCCCGAGCUCCGGCGGAUCACGGAGGAUCUUGGCUCGCUGCCAAAGAGCAGCCGCUCUCUGCUGAAGAAAGUUGAUGUUUGCAUUGCGGAACGGCGGGCAUCCGCGUCUGCUGCCGUGCUCCUGGAGUGCGUGCAGUCCCUCGCCGACAGUCUACAGCUCCUGCACUUGCACAGGCUGGCGGGUUUCUCGGGACUUCCGGUUGGAGAAGAGGAGCACGCGGAUGUGCCCGCAGCUGCUGCGCGUGCGCGGGGCGACCUCUUCUUUGAAGACACGGCCGGCGACGUGCCUCUGGAGAGCCUUCUGGCAGGCGGCAGUGCGGCUGCAUUGGAG